Molecule: messenger RNA, 500 nt
Organism: Colletotrichum acutatum
Lineage: Eukaryota; Fungi; Ascomycota; Sordariomycetes; Glomerellales; Glomerellaceae
Exons: 1
Coding region: 140-403 (87 amino acids)
Source: RefSeq, a predicted model, not a curated record
CUCUUUUCCCGUACCGCCAAGCACUGCCCGAUUUACCGGCAGCACGGUGGCCCAAGACUUUGAAAAGCAUUUCUGAUUGUUCUAGAGCUGUAUACCUACCUUUGAUUACCUCGGCCUACGACGGCCUUGUGUUACUAUCAUGAAAUCAGCCUUAGCAACGGUACCUUGUUUACGUAUAAUGUCGUGUUCCUGGCAUCAGUCACCUCUUUAUCUAGUACACUACCCCCGUCUCACACGCGCAGCCUGCCUCGACGCCUCCUACGAAGCUUUAGGCAUACACACCAUCAGCCAAGGCUACCUGUCGCUGGACGUAGCUACUCACUAUGCACAACUUACGCCAAGACCUGUCGUCACGCGCUCCGACUUACACGAGAUUCAAAGGGUUGUUCAGCCCCGGCUUUAGAUAGAAACUGCCGUGUCUCGGCGGUGCUACGAAGGGUCUCCAUGCAUACUGUACAUCAUUGGAGACAGUAAGUGACAGUCUCAAAUGUUGGAUUCAG